Molecule: messenger RNA, 971 nt
Organism: Solanum stenotomum
Lineage: Eukaryota; Viridiplantae; Streptophyta; Magnoliopsida; Solanales; Solanaceae
Product: superoxide dismutase [Mn], mitochondrial
Exons: 6
Coding region: 59-745 (228 amino acids)
Biological process (GO): superoxide metabolic process
Cellular component (GO): mitochondrion
Molecular function (GO): metal ion binding; superoxide dismutase activity
Source: RefSeq, a predicted model, not a curated record
AUCAUUUCCACCACACCACUCUACUAGAAGCAUUUAAAAAUUAAAAUAUUAAUCGAAAAUGGCUCUUCGGACUUUCGUGAGCAGACGGACCUUAGCGGCAGGGAUAGGGUUCCGCCAACAACUCCGUGGCGUUCAAACCUUUUCACUCCCCGAUCUCCCAUACGACUAUGGCGCACUGGAGCCGGCAAUUAGCGGUGAUAUAAUGCAGCUCCACCACCAGAAGCAUCAUCAGACUUACAUCACUAAUUACAAUAAGGCCCUUGAACAGCUCCAUGAUGCCAUCUCCAAAGGCGAUGCUCCUACCGUCGCCAAAUUGCACAGUGCCAUCAAAUUCAACGGCGGAGGUCAUAUUAAUCACUCAAUUUUCUGGAAUAACCUUUCCCCUGUCAGCGAGGGUGGUGGUGAGCCUCCAAAGGGUUCUCUUGGCUGGGCUAUCGACACUAACUUUGGUUCACUGGAAGCUUUAGUAAAAAAGAUGAAUGCAGAAGGUGCUGCUUUACAGGGCUCUGGCUGGGUGUGGCUUGGUGUGGACAAAGAGCUUAAGCGCCUGGUGGUUGAAACCACUGCAAAUCAGGACCCUUUGGUUUCUAAAGGAGCAAAUUUGGUACCUCUUCUGGGUAUGGAUGUUUGGGAACACGCAUACUACUUGCAGUACAAAAAUGUAAGACCAGAUUACCUGAAGAAUAUAUGGAAAGUUAUCAACUGGAAAUAUGCCAAUGAUGUUUACGAAAACGAGUGCCCCUGAAGAGGGAUAUCUGACGAUGUUUAGACUUUGAAGACCAUGUUUGUAAAAGUUUAUGACGGGAAAUAAUUGCUGAGUGACAUGAGCAUCCUAUUUUUCUUAUUUUUAGUCGCUGGUUGAUGUAAUUGUGAUGUAUGGAUCCCGAAUAAAACUACUCUUUAUCUUGUGACUUGUGAGCUCAAUAUCUUAAAUAUCCAGUUCAUCGAAAUAUAGUAACAAGCUUGUUGAA